Molecule: messenger RNA, 3465 nt
Organism: Gloeophyllum trabeum ATCC 11539
Lineage: Eukaryota; Fungi; Basidiomycota; Agaricomycetes; Gloeophyllales; Gloeophyllaceae
Exons: 13
Coding region: 1-3465 (1154 amino acids)
Source: RefSeq, a predicted model, not a curated record
AUGCGACUAGGCGUCUUUGGGUCGCUAUGCCUUCACGCCUGGCUGCCUCUCGCAUUAGCGGCACAGACUUCAUGGUCUUCUCCAACGACGCAGUCGACGACGCUCGUUGAUGCGCUCUCUAACGACACUGACUAUACGCUCCUCCUUCGCCUGCUCCAGCGAGCGAAGCUAAUUCCCACCCUGAACAAGCUCAAUGGUAGCACCCUAUUCGCUCCUACUAACGAUGCGAUCGAGCGACGUGCCUCCUCUGAUGCACUGUGGCAGGCUGCCCUAGACGACGAAUCGGACUCCCUUAGAGAUAACCGUCAAGAGAAACUAAGGCAGGAGCUAUUUUACCAUCUAUUAAACUACUCUGUAUUGGCCCUUCCAACGGAUUCGGACCCUGAGGUACACAAGACCCUCCUUUUCCCUCGUAAAGCUGGGGACCCUCCAACUCAUGAGCCGCCACCUUCUCCCCCGUGGAUGCCGGUGCCGGGCGGCACAUUGGGCGGAGAACCUCAGCGUUUGCGAGUUGCCUCGCAUGACGGCGGGGUGCGGGUGGGAGUCAAUGCUUUCGGCCGAGGGGGCGCUGAGAUAGUCAAGGGAAAGGUGGAAGCAGGCAACGGCGUAUUGCUGGGAAUAGGGGAUGUAUUGCAGGUGCCGCCAGACCUGGCCACCGUCGUCCCUCAGCAUCCGUCCUUGUCCUACUUUACCAAGAUCCUUACACCAGAAAUUGCAAGCUACCUCAACAGUACAUCGGAGCUCACCCUCUUCCUGCCUGUUGACUCUGCAUGGGAGGCUUUGCACCCGAUCGAACGGUUGUACUUGGAGAGCGAAUUCGCCACUGAUGACCUAUACCGGAUCCUGGAAAUGCACGCUGUGGUCGAAAAAGGUGUCAAUUGGUCGGACAAUUUCCAGCCUGCGGUCAACCUUACGACAGUCGACGGGAAUAAACUAGAGAUUGUCGUCACGCCAGAGAAGACCGUCGUUUCUAGUGCGGAGCUCGUCGAACCGGACAUCUACGCGUCUAACGGUGUCUUGCAUACCGUUUCGUCGUUACUCGUACCGCCCGGCGCACUCAGAUUGACGCCGGAGAAGUACCUCCUCGCCCUCAACUGUACUUCCUUUGUCUCUCUGCUACACUCCGUCAACCUGACUUCCCUCAUCAACGACACUGACUCUCAGUAUACGAUCCUCGCACCCAGAGAUGACGUCAUUGGCUUGUUUGGGGACGACGACUUGCCCGAGCGCGGAAGCGAGGAAUUGAAGAAGCUGUUAGAGUAUCACUUCAUACCGGGGAAAUGGGCUCCUGCCAAGCUGCGUGAUGGUAUGCUGCUAGAGACAGCCCUUACCGAACUUGGCCUUGAUGGCGGUCAUCAAGUACUCGGAAUUGAAGUCAGCGACGAUGGAAAGAAGGACGGGGCAGAUCGAACUGUAAGGUUCGGUGGGGCUGGUGUUAUCGGCGAUACGAUCGAAGUUAACAAUACCUUGAUUUACUUCAUUUCGAGGCCUCUAGUACCCCCGGUGGAUCCUCUGCAGACGGCUUUACCCAAGCUUGAGCUUUCGAGUUUCCUAGCAGCUGUCUUUUCGACGUCGCUGGCGGAUGCUCUGAAGACCAUUCCUCGGACGACCUUCCUCAUCCCUCAUAAUGUCGCGUUCGAGCGUCUGGGCAUGCUCGUUAGCGCUCAUUUACUCUCCUCAUCCGGGAAAUCCGAUUUGGAGCAUGUAAUUCAGCACCAUAUACUCGACAGUGUCGAAUAUGCCGCUAGCCUACAAAACGGUUCCCAGCGGACGUUUCCCACUUUGGAGGGAAGUGACAUCCACCUGGACAGGUCCGGCAAUGGUUCGGUUAUUGUCAGUGCCAGCGGCGGCUGGGCGGGCAUGGUGUCGGAGCUUUACCCUCAGAACGCACUAACGUCUACUGGUGUCAUCCACGAGAUUUCGGAUAUCAUGAUCCCGCGAUCGGUGAAUCUCACAGUCGGGAAGUUGGUCAAAGCCGCCAAGGGGUCGACUAUGACGAGUUUGGUUAUCAAGGCCGGGAUGGACUGGAUCUUGAACGGCACUGCUCCUCCUGAAGGGUCUCCCUGGGCUGAUGUGGAAUUGCCUCCUGCUGGUUGGACACUGCUAUGUCCGACGGACGACUCGUUCAAGCAGUACAACCUCACGAAACUAUACUCAGACCCAGUCCGGCUGAGGGCUAUCGUCGCCCAACAUCUCAUCCCUACCGCCAAAUCGCCCGCACCCCCAUCGCUCGACGUGUUUGAUGUCCUGAACAAUAAUCGACCGCUGUCACUGCAGGAUUCGGCCACCUACUCGACUCUGCUGUCACCAAACUCGGCGUACGGCGAUAUUGUCGUCCGCGAGAUGCAGGGUGACAGUGGAAGUCAGUACGUCCUCGGUAUCAAGGGCGCCAGAGGGACGAAUGGGGACGCGGAUUGGGCUCGGGUGCUGUCUUGGGGACGGUCAACCACCGGCGGCGGCACUGGAGGGGUCAUCCAGAUCGAUACGUUGCUGAUCCCGUACCAGCCCCCGUGGUGGAUCGAGUAUGGCGCCCCCGUAGCGGUGGGCGUUCUCGGCGUAGAGUCACCAGCAGUAGAGGAGGCAAAGGGUGUUGCUGCAGAGAACAUCAAGUCGUUCACGGCGGGAGGCGUCGGAGGUAUAUGUGCGGUUCUAGUUGGGCAUCCGUUUGACCUGACGAAGACGCGUCUACAAACGGCUGCCUCUGGUACAUACACCGGUGCACUAGAUGUCGUCCGGAAAACGCUGGCUCGUGACGGUGUGGGCGGACUGUACCGGGGUAUCGUCCCGCCAAUAUUGGGGGUCACACCUAUCUUUGCCGUAUCAUUCUGGGCGUACGAUGUUUCGAAGAAACUGAUCUACGCAGUUACCCCUAAUCGGACAGAAAAGAAUCUGUCAAUACCCGAGCUCGCUACCGCAGGUUUCCUAUCGGCCAUCCCAACGACCCUUGUAACUGCGCCAGUGGAACGCGCGAAGGUUGUGCUGCAGGUCCAAGGGCAGGGAAAGUCGGACACGCAAUAUAAGGGCGUAAUCGACGUCAUACGGGGUUUGUACAAGGAAGGUGGUAUCCGGAGUAUCUUCCGAGGAUCAGUCGCCACGGUUGCGAGAGAUGGGCCCGGAAGUGCAGCAUAUUUCGCGGCGUAUGAAGUCACCAAGAAGGCGCUCACGCCAGUGGGGUCUUCACCAAGCGAGCUGAACCUUGGUGCAGUGAUAACCGCCGGCGGCAUGGCGGGCGUUGCAAUGUGGGCGGUAGCAAUCCCUCCGGAUGUUCUCAAGUCUCGCAUCCAGUCUGCACCGAAUGGGGUGUAUUCUGGAUUCCUGGAUUGCGCGAGGAAGACUAUCGCCGCUGAUGGCGUAGCAGCGCUGUGGAAGGGGUUCGGACCUGCAAUGGCUCGAGCUUUCCCGGCGAAUGCGGCGACCUUCCUCGGCGUUGAGUACUCGAGACAGUUACUCGACAAGUUCUUCUGA